Rhineura floridana is the source of this 1101-nucleotide messenger RNA. Its product is annotated as vomeronasal type-2 receptor 26-like. The record is from RefSeq and is a predicted model, not a curated record. The transcript has 4 exons. Gene Ontology annotation, biological process: G protein-coupled receptor signaling pathway. Gene Ontology annotation, molecular function: G protein-coupled receptor activity. The annotation marks the transcript as partial. Gene Ontology annotation, cellular component: membrane. NCBI's taxonomy places the organism in Eukaryota, Metazoa, Chordata, Lepidosauria, Squamata, Rhineuridae.
AUGGCUUCCUGUCACAUCCAGGAGAUCAACCGGGAUCCCAGGAUCUUAACCAACAUCACCCUGGGCUACAACCUCUAUGAGAACUAUUUUGAUGCAAGGAUGACUUCUGAUGCCAUGCUAGACCUGCUUUCCAGUGGGCAAAGCAAUAUUCCAAACUAUAAAUGUGGAAAACAGAAUAACUUGCUGGCUGUUCUUGAAGGGGCCAAUUCUGUCAUCUCAAAAGAGAUUUCAGCCAUCUCAGGCAUCUACAAAGUCCCACAGGCCCUGAGGUUGCUUGUCAACAAUGAGCACCUGGAACCCAUACUGAGCAGGAGCACAGGUCUCCUGGCUAGUCUUCCCCACUAUGAUGCAGACUAUUGCACCAAUUGUCCAGAAGAUCAGCAUCCAAAUAAGAACCGAGAUCAAUGUGUCCCCAAGAUGAUCACCUUUCUGGCCUUUGAAGAAUCCUGGGGGAUCCUUUUGGUUUCCGUUUCACUAUUCUUAUCCUUAACCAUGAGCAUUGUGUUAGGAAUCUUCAUUAAAUUCCUAGAAACUCCGAUAGUCAAAGCCAACAACCGGGACCUCUCCUACAUCCUCCUUAUCUCCCUCCUGCUUUCCUUUCUGUCCUCCUUCCUCUUCAUUGGCCAGCCAAGGAAAGUAACCUGCCUUCUCCGACAAAUGACCUUCAGCAUCAUCUUCUCAGUUGCCAUCUCGUCUGUACUAGCAAAAACCAUCACUGUGGUGCUGGCCUUCCUGGCCACAAAGCCAGGGAACAAGAUGAGGAGAUGGCUGGGAAAGAGUCUGGCCAACUCCAUUGUCAUCUCCUGUUCCAGUGUCCAAAUUGUCAUCUGUGCCAUUUGGCUGGGGAUCUCUCCCCCAUUUCCAGACUCUGACAUGCACUCCCAGCCUGGAGAGAUCAUCUUGCAAUGCAAUGAAGGGUCUGUCACUAUGUUUUACACUGCUUUCAGCUACAUGGGGUUUCUGGCUGCCAUAUGCUUCACGGUGGCUUUCCUAGCCAGGAAGCUGCCUGGGGCCUUCAAUGAAGCCAAGCUGAUCACCUUCAGCAUGCUGGUCUUCUGCAGUGUUUGGGUGUCCUUUGUGCCCACCUACCUGAGCACGAAG